Messenger RNA from Nilaparvata lugens (brown planthopper), 1426 nucleotides. RefSeq lists its product as uncharacterized. Lineage: Eukaryota; Metazoa; Arthropoda; Insecta; Hemiptera; Delphacidae. The record is from RefSeq and is a predicted model, not a curated record. The coding region runs from base 115 to 1389 and encodes 424 amino acids. Gene Ontology annotation, biological process: apoptotic DNA fragmentation. The transcript is spliced from 2 exons. Gene Ontology annotation, cellular component: mitochondrial inner membrane; nucleus. Gene Ontology annotation, molecular function: single-stranded DNA endonuclease activity; RNA endonuclease activity; metal ion binding.
CGAACAGGUGAAAAAUCUUGCAUCAAUACAGGUCUGACCAGAGAAUCGGUUGCAUCUCUAGCUAUAAAUAAGUUCAUCUCCAGGCUAUUACACUUCAGUGUUUUCACAGAGAGGAUGUACUUGGUGUUGAAGUGUUCACUAUCAUCCGGCGUACUCGUUCAAGUUGUAUUGUUAGUGACCAGUUUCUCAAUCAGCACAUGCAAUCCAGUCGAUUCUUCUUCUAAUUAUCAUCGUGUCAGAGCAGGAUGCAUGCUGCUAACGAACCAGGACUGGGGCCAGCAUCAAAGUUUGAUUCUGAAUUCAAACAUGACAAAAAUAGUCUACCCGGAGACUGAAGACUCUGUUCUGCUCUACCCAUGCGAGGACAUCGUGCUAGCCUGUCCGGGAAGCAAACUCAAACUGACCGAAGAACAAGUGAUGCAUGCAAAAUGUGAACGAGGAACGCAAAUCUCAGCCGAUCACCACGGUUCACCCUUCGAUUUUCAAACAGCAUCCUGUGAAAAACUACCGCGAACCACCGCAAUGACCACGGGGCGCUGUGGAAACGAGGGGCAAAUGAAUCACAUCCAGAUAGGGUUCCAAGUCAAACAGAAUUUCAUCAGUUUGAUUGAUAUUUGUUUCGAUGAAACCGUAUUGACGGCUAAUUACUCGCUGUAUCAAGCCAGCUACAGAAUCGCUGGUAGGCAAGUCGGAUUUCCCAGGAUGAAUUUCAUCGCCGGAAAAUUCUACGGCGACAUUGAAAUUUGGAAACUAUACUCGAGAAAGAAACAACGAGAAACGUUAGCCAAGAUUCUGGGAUCGGAAAAUUUAGCUAGUACUUACAUUAAAGAUGACAAAAACUACUAUCUAGCAAGAGGACAUUUAACAGCCAAAGCUGACUUUGUCUAUGGAGCUGAACAGAUGGCUACAUUCUACUACAUCAAUGUGGCGCCUCAAUGGCAAAUCAUCAACGCUGGAAAUUGGGCUGCACUUGAAGAUAAUGUUCGCAACUACAUCAUCAACAAUAAACUGGAAGUUCUCAUCUACACCAUCCCUCACGGUGUAGCCGUAUUACCUGAUGCAGAUGGAAUCUACCAGCCUCUCUACCUCUACUUUGAUGAAAACAACAAUGGCUUGAUUCCCGUUCCCAAACUCUACAUUAAAGCAGUUGUUAAUCCAGCUACUAAAACAGGUGUGGCUUUUGUUACAGUAAAUAACCCCUAUGUCACCCUGGAAGAAAUCCAGGAAGAAAACUACGUGAUCUGUGAUGAUAUCUGUGAUGAGUUGGACUGGUUAACAUGGAAUCCAACCAAUAUUAAAAAAGGAUACUCCUAUUGCUGUGAUAUAAAAGACUUGGCAAAGUCGUUAGACUUUAUGCCAAAAAUUGAUGUCGAUGAUAUUCUACGAUGAUGUUUGUGAAUAAAUUGGAAAUUCUUAUUGUCUCGUA